CUUAUGAGUAGGUUCACGUGAGUGCGUUGGAUUAGUGCCUGGGCUGCUUGAGUCUGGCUUCCUCAGUUUCUCUUGUUUCCCCUUUUGCCAUGUGAUCUUUGUAAACACCUCUCCCCAACUCCUGCUUUCUACCGGGAGUUGAAGCAGCGUGAGACCCUCACCAGGCAGGCUGCCCAGUCUUGGAAUUCCCAGCCACCAGAAUGAGGAGCCAAAUCCACCUCUUCAUAAAUUACUCAGCCUCAGCUAUUCUGGUGUAGCAACACUGAAGAGAGUAAGACACCAGGCAGCUCCACCGACAUGUAACGUAACUGUUCUUCAGGGUCAUCACCUUCAGGACCGCAAUGACUGGUAGGGCCAGGACGACCGCUCGAGGCAGAGCCCGCCGCAGGGAGCAGGAGGAACAAGAGGCACCUGGGGUACCCAGAGCACCUGAAUCAGCUGCAUCAGCUGCAGAGCCUGCUCAGUGGCAGUGGACACCCCGGCCCCUGCGAGAGGAAGGCCCAGUGGUUAGACCGCGGCAGCCGAGAGGAGCAGAAGGAACAGCACAGUCUCGAGGGGUGAGAGAACCUGGACUUGAAGCUGGAUUACAAACCUUAUCCUUACAGGAGAGGAGGAUUGGUGGAGUUUUUCAGGACCUGGUGGUAAACACCAGGAGAGAUAUGAUGCAUGUUAAAAACUCAAAAACAGGUUCAGAAGGUGAAGUGGUACGGCUAAUCGCCAAUCACUUCCGAGUGAUAUCCCAUCAUCAGCGUUCUGCAUUUAAAUACAAUGUUGACUACAAACCCGACGUAGAAGCUGGAAAUCUCCGUCAAAUUUUACUUAAUCAACAUAUAAGGAAAUUUGGGGAGUGCCAUAUAUUUGACGGAAACUCUUUAUUAUUACCUCGGCCACUAAGAGAGCGGAAAGUGGAAUGGGUGAGCACAACCGAAGACAAAAAAAUUGUGAAGAUUGUGGUUGAGUUUUCCAAAGAACUCGCGCCCACGUCACCAGAUUGCCUACGCUUUUACAACAUUCUGUUUAGAAAAGCUUUCAAGGAGCUAAACUUGAAACAAAUCGGUCGCCACUAUUAUACCGAAAAGAUACCAUUGACACUAGAGCGUCGUGGUACCAGCUUGGAAAUCUGGCGUGGUUAUGUUACUUCUAUUCUUCAGUACGAAAACGGCAUUACCCUCUGUGCUGACGUGAACCACAAACUGCUCCGAAUAGAAACUGUUUAUGAUUUCAUAAGCAAAAUACAGGCAGAGGCCCAGCGAGGAAACCCCCAAGUGGAAGUAGCUAAUAAAUUAAUUGGAUCAAUUGUUCUGACAAAAUACAACAACAGGACCUACAGAGUAGAUGGUGUUGAUUGGAAUCUGAAUCCUCGACACACAUUUAACAAAUCAGAUGGCACCAAAAUCACCUAUAUAGACUACUACAAGCAGCAACAUAAAGAAAUCAUCACUGUGAUGAGGCAGCCACUUCUGGUCAGCCAGGGCAGAUGGAAAAAGGGCCAAACAGGUCCACAGCGUCAGCCUAUCCUGCUGAUUCCUCAGCUGUGCUACAUGACAGGUCUAACAGAUGAAAUACGUAAGGAUUAUACCAGUAUGAAAGACUUGGCUACAGAAACAAAAUUGAGUCCAGAAAAGAGGCAUAAUUCAUUAAAAGGACUCAGGAAAAGCAUAGAAGAGGAAAAAGCGCAAGCAUUACUUCAACCCUGGAAUUUCAAAUUUGAUAGCAACCUUUUGUCCCUCCAUGGAAGAGUUUUGAGGAAUGCAAACAUCUUUCAAGGCAGAAGAAUGGUUCGAGCCAAUGCAAAUGGAGAGUGGGCAAGAGAAGUAAGAGAAGUCCCCUUACUUAGUCCAGUGCCACUACAUAGUUGGCUCCUGCUCUAUAACAAUGAAUGUUUUAGAGAAGCCAUGAUCUUAAAGGAUUAUCUAUAUCAUGUCACAGCCCCCAUGGGCAUAACGAUGAGACCAGCACAUAUGAUUGAAGUAGCUGGACAUGCUGACUCCUAUACAAACAUAUUACGGAAAUAUACUAGAUCAGCACUGCAGAUGGUGAUUUGUAUCCUGCCCGAUGAUGACAAAUACAGAUAUGACCACAUAAAAAAAUACCUGUGUACCACAUUCCCAAUUCCAAGCCAAUGUGUGGUGAAAAAGACCAUCGAGAAGGUCCAGGCAAAGACUAUCGUCACCAAGAUUGCCCAGCAGAUGAAUUGCAAGAUGGGAGGAGCUCUCUGGAAGGUGGAGACAAAUGUACAAAGAACAAUGUUCAUUGGCAUCGAUUGUUUCCAUGAUAUUGUUAAUCGACAAAAAUCCAUAGCGGGAUUUGUGGCAAGUACGAAUGCCGAGUUAACCAAGUGGUACUCUCAGUGUGUCAUCCAGGCCACAGGAGAAGAGCUUGUGAAUGAGCUGCACACCUGCUUGAAAGCUGCCCUGGAUGUCUGGUGUGAAAACGAAUCAUCAAUGCCACGUUCUAUUAUUGUGUAUCGAGAUGGAGUGGGAGAUGGUCAGCUUCAAGCAUUGCUUGACCAGGAAGCAAAACAGAUGUCAACCUACUUACAAACCAUCUCUCCUAACAAUUUUGCUCUAGCUUUCAUUGUGGUGAAGAAACGAAUAAACACUAGAUUUUUUCUUAAAUGUGGAAGCCGUUUUGAAAAUCCACGUCCAGGAACAGUUAUUGAUGUAGAGUUGACUAGGAAUGAAUGGUAUGACUUUUUUGUCGUGAGUCAGCAUGUGAAAGAAGGGACUGUUACCCCCACUCAUUAUAACGUCAUCUAUGACACGAUUGGCUUGAGCCCAGAUACAGUGCAGCGUUUAACUUACUGUCUGUGCCACAUGUAUUAUAAUUUGCCAGGCACCAUUCGAGUUCCAGCACCUUGCCACUAUGCCCACAAGCUGGCAUACCUCGUGGGGCAGUCCAUUCACGAGAAACCGAAUCGUUCGCUGUCAACCCUUCUCUUUUACCUUUGACUUGUAGAAGACCUGAUGAGACACAGCUUUGAGUACAACACUUCUGACCAACCAGAUGCAAGCACGAUACGCCUCAGGACGUCUCCAACACAUGGUGAGACAACAGACAACACUGUUUUUUCUGUCAAGAAAAGGUGAAAACUCUUGUUUGAUCAGAUGUACUAUACAAAGCAUUUAGAAAAACUCAUAUUGGUUUAAAAUUUUCAACUUCUCACAUAGUCACUUGUCCCAUUUUAACGUGUGAUGUACUUUGCUUUGUUACCAUGUUAGUGAAAACAUGGAAACUUCUUGUUUAUACAUUUUGCCAUCUUUUAUCAACACAAUUUGUCAUGUGAUGGAGGCGUCAUAGGUGUGUCUUUAUUCAUCAUUCUUUGUCCCUUUUCCCUUGCUUCAAAGAGCACAUUUUAAAGAUGAAUGAUGGAAGAUGAAUGAGACAAAGUUCCAUUUACAAAUAUUAUUUUCAACAAUUUAUAAUUUGUUGUACUCGGCUUGGUUUCCAUUUAAAAAAAUGAAAAAACAUGGUUGUCCAUCCUUGGGGAUUGACUCUGUGCUUUUGGCUUCCUCUUACACAGUCCUCGGACCACAUGCGUUUAUCACAUCCAAGUUUAUGCUACUCAAAACUUUUAAGUUAUUAACAAUCUCAUUUGAUGUAAACGUAAAUUCAAACAUGCCCUACUCCUGCUUAUUUUCCUCAGUGUUAUGUUCAAUCCUCACUUACUUGCUAGAAAGCCAUGCAUAGCCAAGUUUUUCAGUUGGUUUAAACAGCAGGCACACUAGUGAGGGUCCUAUAAUAAUAUGCAAAGUAAUGUAGCAUAGCAAAAUAUGGGAGUUUGUUAACCUUUUUCUAGUUUGAGUAGACUUUGCCUGUCUUGAGUCAAUUAUUUCUGGUUAGAAUUUAUGUUCAUUUUUGCAUUAAUAUAAAGUAAUAACUAAGGCUGGGUAAUUUACAACAAAAUGAGGUUUAAUGGGCUCAUAGAUCUUUAGGCUGUACAAACAUGGCUUCAACAUCUGCUUCUGGUGAGGGCCUCAGCAAGCUUACAAUCGUGAUGAAAGGCACAGGGGAAGCAGGUGGCUCCACAUAUGGAGAGAGGUGGUAGAGAGGGUCGGAGGAAGGUAUGAAACUGUUUUAAACCCCCAGAAUGAGAAUUUGCUUAUUACCAUGGGGAUGGGACCAAGCCAUUCAUAAGGAAUCUACCGCCAUUACCCAAACACCUCCCACUAGACCCUGUCUCCAACAUUAAGGGUCACAUUUUAACAUGAGAUUUGGAGGGAGAACAUAUCCAAUCCGUAUCAGAAUUGUAUUUCCCAGUUCCUUCCAGAGCAUUGGCUUCUCACACCUAGAGAGCAUGGAAAUGGUAAAGCUAUUCCAUGUCCCUCACUCUUCAGUGGCAGGAAUGUCUGCCUACAAGGCCCUUCCAGCAUCGAAGGCGGAGGCAGCGUAGGAACCAAAGCAUGGCCCAAGCCCCUCUUGGAGCUUUUACCAUUCUAGCCUUUUUUUUAGAAAGAAAAGAUUGUGCUGCAGACACCAUGUCCAAUUAGAUUUGUAUAUUCAUUUUAAAAUUUAAGAUAGGUCACUUUCUAGUUGUGUAAAGACCCUUUUUUUGUUUGUUUUUUAGUGACAUAUUAGUCAAUAACCACUAAGUGUGGUUCGAGAUGCUUACAGGGCUUCUGGUGCGUCUAGAGAUGGGUGCCCGGCCCAAAGUAGUUAUUAGCGCUCUUAGCUCUUAGGGUCUGGCAAUUAAGGCAACCUAUGUGUAAAUGCAGGACGGGAGAAUACUAAUGGACCAUGGCUCAUACAUGCAAGUUAAAGUCUCUAAUUAGCUACAUUUGUCAUCUGGUUUCAUUUUAUUGCCCUUUCCUUUGUACAUGAGCAUUCUUUCAUUUGUAUGUAAUAGAAAGAAAAAGUUAACUAGGUAAAAAAACAAAGAUUUUAGAUUUUACUUUAAGAUUUAUGCCAGAUAAUUUAAAUUAUAAAUUGUUGAAAAUAAUAUUUGUAAAUGGAACUUUGUCUCAUUCUACAUAGGAAUAAUCAGUAAGACCAUAACAACUACUUUUAUGUUCUGGUAUUUGUAUCAAAAGUGACCAGUUUUAUUUUUCAUAGCACAAGAAAAAAGAGAAAGCAAGUGUAUAAACCACAUAAGUAAACAGUCAAAAAGUUAAGAAAUUGAUAGUUUGACGUAAAAGUACAUCUCUCUUGAUUGCUUUAAAUUAUAAUGGGGACCCAGUGCA
This is a messenger RNA of Callithrix jacchus (white-tufted-ear marmoset), 5180 nucleotides long. It is a transcript of the gene PIWIL3, whose product is annotated as piwi like RNA-mediated gene silencing 3. Lineage: Eukaryota; Metazoa; Chordata; Mammalia; Primates; Cebidae. Gene Ontology annotation, molecular function: protein binding; RNA binding. The record is from RefSeq and is a predicted model, not a curated record.